GUGGCAGAGAGUUCCGUGUGCUAUGCAGAUUGGCGGUGCAAGUUGUGUCAGUAAUCUUGAUCUGCGUUGUAUGUUGGUGUCGAGGCGUGCCGGCUCCACUGUUCUUUUGUAGACAGUUACAGGACAUUUAACCUGUUUGUUUUUAGGUACCGGAAGAUUUGAAGUGUGCAUUUUCCAGCGUGUUUCAGUGAAAUCAAAAUGGAUUAAAAAAUUCACCUGUCCAAGUGGUACAUUGAAAACGCAUUCUUCCUGAGAACUCUGCAUGUACAAGCUUCAAAACAAACAUAACAUGGAAAGAUUGUAUUUCUUUUUGUGCUUUGCGCUGAUGUCAAGCAGUGUGCAUUUUGUGUGUGGCAAAGAACAGUAUUUUAGUAUGGACGAAUCAUCCCACAUUCUGCGGAAACGGAGUACUCUUCCAGAACAUCCUGAGUAUGCCAUUCCUACUGCUGAUGACAACAUCACUUCUGUGGUGGAGCUGAACGACACGCACCACUCGGGCCUGAUCCACUGGGCUGGCGGCGGUUCUCAGCUGGUCAUCUGUCUGACCCGCGACAUGGUGGUGCGGCCCGGCCAUCCGAGCAGCGUGUACGUCUCACUCGACCACGGCCGCUCGUUCACAAACAUCUCGGGCAAUUUCACGCUGGAGGACGGCACCCCGGCCGUCAUCGGACACUCGUACGAGCACCCGGAGUUCAACAACAUUUACGUGUUCACGGACACCAUCAACGAGGUGAUAUUCGUGACUGACGACAUUGCCAAGGGCCUGACGCGACACCGAGUCGACUUCGUGCCGUCCAAGAUCUCGUUCGACCCCCGUCGGCGCACCGUUCUGCUCGGCUAUGACAGCAAUAUACAGUCGCUAUGGGCCAGCGACACGUUCGGCGCCUCGUGGCACGUGGUGGAGCAGUACGUGGCGUCGUACACGUGGGACGCGGCCGCCGACCCGGCCGUGCUGUACGUGCACCGGAGGCAGCCGGAACGGCCGGGCGUGGUCCGCUCGUCCACCGGUCUCUUCCUCAACUACACCACAGUGGCAGAGGAUGUGGAAAAGUUCACCAUCAAAGAGGACUUCCGGUUCGCCGUCCGCCGGGUGAGACUGCUGGGCUCGCACCAGUCGGACGGCACGCUACAGCUAUGGGUUAGCCACCGCGGGGAUCCGUUCACAAACGCCCAGUUCCCGGCCGGUCUGCGCGCUAUCGACUACGAAGUGGUGGACGUUAGUGAUGAUCAGGUAAUGGUGGCCGUCAUCCACAACGCCACCUCGUCCAGCUUGUACGUGUCGGCCGUGCCGGACAAGCGCGGCGUGCGCUUCUCACUCUCACUGGAGAACGUUCUCACGCACAGCACCGGAAAGACGUUCGCCGGAUCGUGGCUCAGUGUGGUGGGCGGCGACUUUGUGGACGUCCACCGUGUGAGCGGCCUGCGUGGCAUCUACCUGGCGUCGCGGCUGCCUCCCGACUAUGACGGCCAGCAGGCCAGCCGGCUGGGUCCCGAGCACGUACUGACGCUCAUCACGUUCGAUAAGGGCGGCCGCUGGCAGCCGGUGUCCCCGCCGACAGUUGAUGCCACUGGUGUGCCGAUACACUGCGAGAAGGCGGAGAACUGUUCGCUGCACAUCUCCCAGGAGAUGACCAACCUGUACCCGGGCACCAAGUACAUUCCGGUGCUGUCGUCUUCGUCGGCCGUCGGGCUGGUGAUGGCCACCGGCGUCAUCGGCGACUCGCUCAAAGGCCACCCGUCGAUCGUGCUCAGCCGCGACGCCGGCGCUACGUGGCGGCAGGUGCUACGCGGCCAGUUUCUGUACGCGUUCGGUGACCACGGCGGCCUGAUCGUGGCCGUGCGGCGCUACAGCGAAGGAGGCACACGCGAACUGCUCUACUCGCUCGACGAAGGCAUGACGUGGGGCCGCCACCUGUUCUUCACGGACGAGGUGAAGGUGUACAGUCUGCUGACGGAGUCGGGUGGCUCCGGCACCGUGUUCCUCAUCUUCUGCGCGCGCAUGGACCGCAGCGGCUGGAUCUCGGUCCGCGUCGACCUGAGGUCCCAGUUCAGACACAACUGCACGCAGGACGACUACAAGCUGUGGACACCGCGCGGCCGCUCGUCGGGCCGCGGCUGUCUGCUGGGUCGAAAGGAGACGUACCGACGCCGACUGCCGCACCAGCGCUGUUACAUCGGGGAGGGCGGCCGCGAGCCACUGGUCUCUGUGGAAAACUGCGCCUGCCUGAGAGACGACUACGAGUGCGACUUUGGAUACAAGGAGUCAGCCGUGGGCGCUACAGGUCGGACGGCCACCUGCGUCCGAGACCCAGAGGUGGCCCGACUUCCGCCCGCCUUCGACCCCACCCAGUGUCCCGAGGGCUCCUACUACAACGUGUCGCGGGGCUUCGUGCGCGUGCCUGGCGACACGUGCCAGCCGGGACCCGUGGCGGCUGUGCUGUUUGAGCCCGACCCGCGGCCCUGCCCGGUCAGUGAGAUCUCCGACUUUCUGCUGCUGGCUCGCCGAGAUGCCAUCCUCCGACUGCCCCUGAAGGAUGUCGAGAGUGGCGUAGCGCCGACGCCCGCUCCCCUCACUGGUAUCGCUAACGUGGUGGCUGUCGAGUACGACAAGCGGACGGGCUGCCUGUACUGGUCCGACACCGCCUUCAAACACGUCAUGCGUCAGUGUAUGGACGGCUCCGGUCAGGAAGUUGUCCUCAACCACAACGCGUCUACAGUGGAGUCCCUGGCGCUCGACUGGACCACGGGUAACCUGUAUCUCACUGAGUCGGACACGGCGACCAUUCAGCUGCUGCGUCCGGCCGUGCGGCACGCCGGUCACCUGCGCACCACACUGCUCGACAGGAGCGUGCUGGAGAACCCGCGCGGCCUGGCGCUCCAUCCCACCAAGGGGUACAUGUUCUGGACGGACUGGUCACAGACGUCUCCGGGCAUUUACCGCGCCUUCAUGGACGGCACGGAGCCGAAACAGAUCACGGGCCGCGGCCAGGUGGUGUGGCCGAACGGUGUGUGUAUCGACUACUCCACCGACCGGCUCUACUGGGUGGAUGCUAAUCUAGACUACAUCGCCUCGGCAGACCUGGACGGCUCCAACCGCAAAAUACUGCAGGACAAGACGGAGUACAGCGGCCACCCGUUCUCGAUCGCCGUUUACAAGGAUAUGAUGUUCUGGAACGACUGGCGCAUCGAGAGUGUACUCAUGUCGGACAAACUGGAGCCAAAGCGGAUCGUCAAGGUGCUGGAGGGCAUGCCGAACGUGGUCAGCGUCCAGGUGUACGGCCAGCAGUCCCAGGAGGGUGUCAGCGGCUGUACCAACACCAGCUGCCCCUGGAUCUGUACGCCGCGGCCGGCCGGCCGGCACCGCUGUCUCUGCCCGGACGGACUGAGCGGGCAGGGCGACAAGUGCCUCUGUCCCGGUGGUGGCACGCCCUUCGCCAACGGAACCUGUCCGUCAGUGAACCUCGUGUGUCCGGAGGGCUUCUUCACGUGCGCCACCAGCAAGUUAUGUAUCAACCGCGACUGGAUCUGCGACGGCGAUGACGAUUGUGGCGACGGCUCGGACGAGGCCGGCUGCGGCACUUCCACGUGCGCGCCGCUCCAGUUCCGCUGCGACAACGGCCGGUGCAUCACCGGCUCGUGGCGGUGCGACUUUGAGGACGACUGCCAGGACGGCUCGGACGAGCGCGACUGCCAGUACCCCAACUGCACGAAGGCAGAGUUCCGCUGUGACAGCGGCCGCUGCGUGCGGGCCCAGUAUCGGUGUGACGGGGAGGACGACUGCCGCGACAACUCUGACGAGCAGGGCUGCGCCACGCCGGCGCCGCCGCCCUGCGAGCCGCCAAGCUUCGCCUGCCGGUCGUCCAGCCAGUGCCUGCCGCCGGCCUGGGUGUGUGACGGCACGGCAGAGUGUCCUGAUGGGGAGGACGAGGACCCGACGCGCUGCGCCAACCACACCUGCCCCAGCUGGCAGUGGCAGUGCGCCAACAAGCGCUGCAUUCAGAGCAAAUGGCGCUGUGACAACCAGAACGACUGCGGCGACAACUCGGAUGAGGAGGGCUGCGGAGACGCCACCACCACGGCGGCGCCGACCACCGAGCCGGCCGUGCCCACAUUCCCCACGGCCCCGCCGACCGGCCAGUGCGGCAGCUCCAGCGGCCACCUGCUGCGCUGCGACAACGGACGCUGCAUCCCCGUCUGGUGGAAGUGCGACGGCGCCGACGAUUGUGGCGACAACAGCGACGAGCGCGGCUGUGACAGCGGCACCGAGCGGCCGGCCACGGGCUCGCCGCCGCCGCCGGUCGCUCCGACCACCUGCUCGGCCAGCCACUUCCGCUGCGACUCCGGCAAAUGUAUCUGGUCGGCCUGGCUCUGUGAUGGCGACCGCGACUGCCCGGGCGGGGAGGACGAGGCCGACUGUGCGCACGCCGGCUGCGGCCACGACCACUACCGCUGUCUGCUCUCCGGAGAGUGUAUCGGCCGAGAGAGGGUCUGCGACGGACGGCAGGACUGCGCCGACAACUCGGACGAGGAGGCCUGCCACUCGGAGGGCGGCACCACGGUGCAGCCCUUCACCUGUCCCUCUGGGACUUCCGCUGUGGUCAGCUACACACUGGACGAGGUGUCCAACAGCUCUCUGACAGUGCGGUGGCAGACGAACGCUCGUGGCGCCGCCGCCCUCACCAGACUCAGGUUCCUGCCAUCAAUAUGCGCCGUGUACCAGCCCGGUCAGCCAUGCCACUGGCUCAACAUGACCUGGGUGGCAGAGCCCGAGUUUACGUUCGAACAUCUGGAGCCCUACACUUGGUACAACAUCACCGUGUUUGUACGUGCUGAGGGACGGCCGGACGUGUUCCCGGCGAGUCAGUACAUCAGCCAGAGGACUGCCAGUGCCAAGCCGUCACCUCCGUGGCGUGUGAACGCUACUCAGCUGGACCACCACUCGAUCCGCGUCUCGUGGCGGCCGCCCAAACACCUGAACGGCCGUCUGCUCAACUACCGGCUGUCACUGACGCCGCCGCAGCCGCCGCAGAUGUUCAUCACGCGCCACACCAACUUCACCGUGGUGCUCGACUUCCAGCCGGGCGUCGAGUACUCCUUCUUUGUCCAGGCGGAGAACUCUGCCAUGCUGAGCGAGCGCUCCCACUCUGCGUCAGUCGUGUUCGAUGCGGACGCCGUGAUCGCUCCGCUGAGCGAGUUCCGCGCGGUGCCGGCUGCGGACGGACAUGGCCUGACGGUGCGCUGGCAGCCGCUGCCGUCGGCUGCGGGAGUACUGGUGACCUACCGACCGGCAGACAACCGACUGGUGCCCGCAGGAGAGGAGCGAGUCGAGGGGGAUACACAUCAGCUGGAGUUGACGGGCCUGUCGCCGGGCACCCGGUACGAGAUCGUGGCCCGCGGCUACCGCGGCCGCUUCACGGGCCCCGAGUACGUGACAGUGGCGACCACGGGCGGCCGCCAGCUGGCUGCCGUGGCCAAUUUCACCGCCGAGCUGUCGCCUCAUAGCGGCACACUGGUGAAGCUCAGCUGGCAGCCGCCGCCGACAGAGGGCAGUGCCGGCGCCGCCGGCGGCUCGGCCAUGCCGCUUCAGUACGGCGUGUUCUGGGGCACCUCGAUGGAGCAGCUGUAUGAGGGCGGCGUGCGCCAGCGCACUGUGGAGACCUCCACUCAGGCAACGGGUCUGAUGGCCUGCGAGGACUACCUGCUACUGGUAGCUGUGGUCGGACCGGACGGUACCGGGCUGCCCUCAGAGAUCGGCGCGUCCGUACCAAGUUUGACGCGCACGCGCCGCCCAAAAACGUCACCGUACAGACGCAGCGCGGUCUGACGCUCAUGAUGCGUGUCAGGUGGGAGGCCAGCUGUUCAGUGGUGGAGCGGCCCGUCGGA
Messenger RNA from Amphibalanus amphitrite, 5883 nucleotides. Its product is annotated as sortilin-related receptor-like. Gene Ontology annotation, molecular function: protein binding. Gene Ontology annotation, cellular component: membrane; Golgi apparatus. The coding region runs from base 263 to 5824 and encodes 1853 amino acids. The record is from RefSeq and is a predicted model, not a curated record. Gene Ontology annotation, biological process: post-Golgi vesicle-mediated transport. Lineage: Eukaryota; Metazoa; Arthropoda; Thecostraca; Balanomorpha; Balanidae. The transcript is spliced from 26 exons.